Molecule: messenger RNA, 942 nt
Organism: Tachyglossus aculeatus (Australian echidna)
Lineage: Eukaryota; Metazoa; Chordata; Mammalia; Monotremata; Tachyglossidae
Gene: DCTN3
Product: dynactin subunit 3
Exons: 7
Coding region: 8-586 (192 amino acids)
Biological process (GO): cytoskeleton-dependent cytokinesis
Cellular component (GO): dynactin complex
Source: RefSeq, a predicted model, not a curated record
GAAGGCGAUGGCGGCGGCGCUGGCGGCGGCCGGGGAGGUGCAGCGGCUGCAGGCCCGGCUGGCCGAGCUGGAGCAACGCGUCUACGGCCCGGCCCAGCCCGCGGCCCCCAGGAAGGUGUCAGAUGGUGUGGUCAAGCUGCAGGUGGCUCUGGGGAACAUCGCCAGCAAGCGGGAGAGGGUGAAGAUUUUGUUCAAGAAGAUCCAAGACCUAGUCAAGUAUCUGGACCCCCAAUACAUGGACCGCCUCAUCAUGCCUGACGCCUCUAAGUUGCAGUUCAUCCUGGCAGAGGAGCCAUUUAUCCUGUCCCAGAUGGCCCUGCUGCAGCAGGUGGAAGCCCUGGUGCCCCUUCUGGACAGCCCGCACGUGAAAGUGGUUCCGGAACAUUCCGAGCGACUGCAGGCCCUGGCGCAGAUCCACAUCCAGCAGCAGGACCAGUGUGAGGAAGUCACAGAAGCUUCCAAGCAGCUCCUGGAGGAGUACAACAAGAUGGCCCAGACCGUGCUUCUGUCCAAGCAGUUCGUGCAAUGGGAUGAGCUGUUGACCCAGAUGGAGGCCGCGAAGCAAGCCAAGCCAGUGGUAGAGUGAAAGCGGCCACUGCCCCGCCCAGCCCGAGGCCCCCCCCCCCCCUUAUUUAAUAUCGAAGCUGUGCCACCUCCUCAGAUACCACCCCUCUUCCCCCUUGGGGCCCUUCUCCAGCCUCCGGCAACCACCAGUGGAGGGGAGAGCGUGCUGAACUUGCUUCCCGCUUGUGUGGCAGAGCCGGGCCCUUGUGAUAAUUUUCCAUAAGUAGGAGGCUGCAGCUUGGGAUCCCAGAGCGUCCUGGCCCAUGACAGCGGUGGUCCUGGGGGGCGGGGGUGCUGCUCCCCACCGAGGGGGCGGCGUCUGAGCCCCGGAUCCACCGUCACCCCCGUGACCUGGAACAAUAAAUGGCUUGUGCAGGA